Messenger RNA from Phoenix dactylifera (date palm), 534 nucleotides. Lineage: Eukaryota; Viridiplantae; Streptophyta; Magnoliopsida; Arecales; Arecaceae. The record is from RefSeq and is a predicted model, not a curated record.
AUGGACGACUCAGAGCCCUACGAUCCGGAUGGUGAUACGCACCGCUACCUUUACUUGCCUGAGUCUCCCUCUGAUCCACUAAUAUCGUCUGGGCCAACAUUCUCUUGGGAAUAUGAAUUAUUUAGGCUAUCUUCACCACCCUUCCCCAACAACGAUGUUGGCCUUAUUACUUCAAAUCAAGCAGCUGCUCCAAUGCAAGCAAACGUGCCGUCCAGGACCAUCGACAAUAACGAGUCGCUGAUCAGAGAAUCUGACUUGCUUCCGGAGACAGAUUUUGGCGGAUCAUCACAACUUAGUUCAGCUUAUGCUACUGGAACUGAAGGGAGGGGUGCAGGUCUCACCGGACCCAAGAAGAAGAAGACUGGAAUCGCAGCACAGAGGGAGCGGACGAAGAAUAUGACUAAGGAAGAGCUAGAACAGUAUUUCGACCUUCCCAGAGAACAAGCUGCACAGGAGCUCGGCAUAUCGCUAACAACGCUUAAAAAGCUCUGCCGCAAAUAUGGCAUACCAUGCUGGCCUUAUAAACGACCAUAA